This is a messenger RNA of Ilex paraguariensis (yerba mate), 391 nucleotides long. Lineage: Eukaryota; Viridiplantae; Streptophyta; Magnoliopsida; Aquifoliales; Aquifoliaceae. The record is from the annotation of a GenBank genome assembly.
GUUUACCUUCCCUUGUCUUUAGAAUCACAAGAUGGUGGUGGUAGAAGCAGAUGGAAACUAUGUCCAACCAUUUUCCGUCGAAGACAUGGACAUUUACACAGGAGAGAGCUACUCUGUCCUAUUCACUACUGACCAAGACCCCUCCAAGAACUACUGGAUUACAGUAAGUGUUAGGGGAAGGCUACCCAAGUCCCCUCAAGGUCUCACUAGAUUAAACUACCACACAACCUCCGCUACCGAGCUUCCACCAUCGCCACCGCCCAUUUCUCCCCUAUGGAAUGAUUAUAACCACAACACAGCCUUCUCCACCAAAGUUCUUGCCCACAUGGGUGAAGGUCCUAGCUCCAUCAGUUAUGUAGCCCACCCUAGUAGUCACCCUACUAAUGGCUAG